AGGAGGCAUCAGCAGGAGGAGGAACCAGGAGGAGGCAUCAGCAGGAGGAGGCUUCGCAACUCUCAUCCGCGUCUUCUUCUCGGGAGGCGAGGGCGAGUGGAGGUCGUGAAUUCUCUCAGAUCUCAGCCUCGGGAAUUGCCAAUCAACUCCCACGGAGACUUCAAGCGACACAUCCAGUGGCACCAACUAAUUCUUCACCAGCAGCAGCAGCAGCGGCUACAGCAGCAGCUACAGCUGCAGCAGCAGCUCCAGCAGUAGCAGCAGCAACUACAUCAGCAGCAGCAACAGCAGCAGCAAUUAUAGCAGCAGCAGCUCCAGCAGCAGCAGCAGCAACUACAUCAGCAGCAGCAACUACAGCUACAUCAGCAACAGCAGGAGCAGCAGCAACAGCAGCAGCAGCAACAGCAGCAGCAACUACAUCAGCAGCAGCUACAUCAGCUACAGCAGCAGCUACAUCAUCAGCUACAGCAGCAGCAGCUACAUCAUCAGCUACAUCAUCAUCAGCAGCAGCAACAGCAGCAGCUACAUCAGCUACAUCAGCAGCAUCAUCAGCAGCAGCUACAUCAGCAGCAGCAGCAGUUACAUCAGCAGCAGCUAUAGCACCAUGCCGGGCCCAAUGCGGUCACAGCCACCGGCCAAGGUGGCCCCAGGUCGUGUCACGGCCACUCCGACUGUCACCAAGUCACCGGCUGCGGCUGCCCCAGCGGCUGCUGCUGUGACCCCCCCUGCCAAGGCGGCGUCUGUGGACGUGGAGGCUGAGCAGUACCUGUUCGUGGACAAGGGGGCCGUCAACAACCCCGCGGCGCAGGCCGACUGGAGCGCAAAGCGGCUCGUGUGGGUGCCCUCCGAGAAGCAUGGGUUCGAGGCGGCCAGCAUCAAAGAGGAAAAGGGCGAUGAGGUGCUGGUGGAGCUGGUGGAGAGCAGCAAGAAGAUCACUGUGAGCCAGGGAGACGUCCAGAAGAUGAACCCGCCCAAGUUCUCCAAGGUGGAGGACAUGGCGGAGCUCACGUGCCUCAACGAGGCGUCGGUGCUGCACAACCUCAAGGACCGCUACUACUCGGGGCUCAUCUACACGUACUCGGGCCUCUUCUGCGUGGUGGUGAACCCGUACAAGUUCCUGCCCAUCUACUCGGAGAAGAUCGUGGAGAUGUACCGGGGCAGGAAACGUCACGAGAUGCCGCCGCACAUCUACGCCAUCACCGACACCGCCUACCACAGCAUGCUGCAGGAUCGUGAAGAUCAGUCCAUCCUUUGCACUGGCGAGUCCGGCGCUGGGAAAACCGAAAACACCAAGAAGGUCAUCCAGUUCCUGGCCCACGUCACCUCGUCCCACAAGAGCAAGAAGGACAACACCAUCACGGGCGAGCUAGAGAAGCAGCUACUGCAGGCCAAUCCCAUCCUGGAGGCGUUCGGCAACGCCAAGACGGUGAAGAACGACAACUCAUCUCGCUUUGGCAAGUUCAUCAAGAUCAACUUCGACGUGACGGGAUACAUCGUGGGGGCAAAUAUCGAGACCUACCUCCUGGAGAAAUCUCGCGCAGUGCGUCAGGCGAGGGACGAACGGAGUUUCCACAUCUUCUACUACCUCGUCGCCGGAGCCAACGAUAAGCAGAAGGAGGAGUUCCUGCUGGAGGAGUUCAACAAGUAUCACUUCAUGUCCUUCGGCUACGUGCCCGUACCUGGCCAGUCGGACCAGGAGAUGCUCAUUGAGACCGUCGAUGCCAUGUCCAUCAUGGGCAUCAGCCAGGAAGAUCUCAGCUCCAUCUUCAAAGUGGUGUCGGCCGUGCUCCAGUUCGGCAACAUCGAGUUCAAGAAGGAGAGGAAUACGGACCAGGCCUCGAUGCCUGACAACACGGUGGUGGUGGUGGGAGGUUAUUUUCCGGAGCACAGCCCCAAGACAGCUCCAGCUAAGUCCUGA
This is a messenger RNA of Lethenteron reissneri (Far Eastern brook lamprey), 1918 nucleotides long. Its product is annotated as myosin-11-like. Gene Ontology annotation, biological process: actin filament organization. Gene Ontology annotation, cellular component: membrane; cytoplasm; myosin complex. NCBI's taxonomy places the organism in Eukaryota, Metazoa, Chordata, Hyperoartia, Petromyzontiformes, Petromyzontidae. The record is from RefSeq and is a predicted model, not a curated record. Gene Ontology annotation, molecular function: ATP binding; microfilament motor activity; actin filament binding.